AUGGAUAUCCACCGCUGUCGAUUCGUGUCUUACAACCCACAAGCAAUUAACUCGCUUGCCUUCUCCCACCCACCAUCCGCCGAUCUAGCCGGACGAGGCGUGCCUACCCUUCGACUCGCAAUCGGUCGAGCAAACGGCGACAUUGAGAUAUGGAAUCCCAUGCGCGGUGCCUGGUUCCAGGAAUCCGUCCUUCGAGGAGGUAGAGACCGCAGCAUUGAAGGGUUAACAUGGACUCUUGAUCCCGCCGAUGACGGACCCGACGGCUCCAAGCUACCAGGCCAACUCCGUCUCUUUAGCAUUGGGUACUCUGCCGCUGUUACAGAGUGGGAUAUUGAACAAGGCCGUCCACUCCGUCACUCAAGUGGGAAUUAUGGUGAAAUCUGGUGUCUUGCUGCUCAGCCACGCUGGGUGCCUACGAAAAGAGGGAAAGAUGGAAAAUUCCUCCCUCCCGCUGAGGGAGAGUAUACAGGCCAACACCUUGCUGCUGGAUGUGCGGAUGGAUCAAUUGUUAUUCUUUCUACUGCAGAUAAUGAUCUGAAGUUUCUGCGCUUGAUGCGUCCUUCUACUAAACGUGCUCGCGUGCUUAGCGUGACCUUUCAGAAUCGUCAUACUAUUGUUGCGGGUUAUGCGGAUAGUUCUAUUCGAUUGUUUGAUAUUCGGAGUGGACAGCAGUUGAGGACGAUUUCGCUGGGUAAGGGUCCUGCGGGGGGCCCGAAGGAAAUGCUCGUUUGGUCGGUCAAGUGUCUUCCAGAUGGGACUAUUGUUUCUGGAGACUCUGCGGGUGAAAUUCGGUUCUGGGAUGCUAAGAACUAUUCUCUUAUUCAGAGGAUUCAGAGCCAUUUGGCUGAUGUGUUGGAUGUGGCUGUUAGUUCUAAUGGGGAGACUGUGAUUAGUGGUGGUGCGGAUCAGAGAACUGUUGUCUACCGCAAGCAGGAUGGUGAGAAGGGUGAUAAGAAGUCUCGAUGGGCAGAGCUUAUGCAUCGACGAUACCAUUCACAUGAUGUUAAGACUUUUGCUGUUUACGAGACUAAGGAUAUUAGUAUCGCCGUCUCUGGAGGUCCCGAUGCGACCCCUGUUGUUUUGCCGCUUCGUGAAUUCGGAAAGGAACACCACCGCAAGCUUUCCAACCUGCCACAAAUUCCCCAACUUACCUCGUCUCCCGCUUCCCGUCUGGUCAUGAGCUUCUGGGAUAGAGAAAUUAGCUUAUGGCGUGUGUCCCGGGGCCCUACAUCAGUGCACGAGAACCUUGAUGGCCAAAGGCAUAGACUUGUUGGCAAGGUCAUGGUUCAGGGUGAAGAAAACAUCACCUCUGCCGCGCUAUCUUCCGAUGGAAAGAUCCUUAUUGUCGCGACUGUCUCGGACGUGAAGAUGUUCUCUGUCCGUCGUCGCAAGGGCGACGAAAAGGGAAGUCUUCGUAUCCAGAAAGUCGAUGUGCCAAAGGUUCUAUCCACAGAUGGUGCGCGUCUUGUGAAAAUCUCCCCUGAUAGCCGCUGGCUCUCUGUCAUCCGGCCCAACAGCGAUGUCUACAUGGCUAGAAUCCAGCCCACCUCUACAACCACCGAGAAGCCUCAGGUAUUACCGCAUCUUGCGCGUCUUAAGCGCGCAUCGCGCCAUGUACGUCACGAGAAGGUUUCCCACGGUACAUUGGGAGGUUACGAAAGGGCUAUCCGAACCAUUGUCUUCUCCGAAGACAGCAAAAUCGUGGCCACGGGAGAUCUGUCUGGAUGCAUUGACACCUGGGCACUGGAUGCUGCGACCGAGUCUAAGACCAAUGGCCAAUCUAAGAGUAAUGGAGCUGCUGGCUCUGAUGACGAAUCAUCCGACGAUGAAGACGAGGAAGUUGUGAUUGAAGGAGAGCGCUGGAGCAUGACUGCUUCCGAGUCCCCGAUCCCUCGUAUGAAGUCUGGAAUCACACUUCUAUCCUUCCGUCCCCAAAGCACACCAUCAAAGGCACUUACCAACGGUGCCAGCCAAAUAGCCUCAAAUGGCGAAGAUAGACUCAUGGUUCUGACUAGCGAGCAUCAACUCAUUGAGUUCGAGGCUCUGAGCGGCAAGCUCUCUGACUGGUCCCGCCGCAAUCCCAAGGCUUAUCUCCCUGCAGAGUUCCGAGGCGUGAAAGACCGUGCCAUGGGUUGUCUAUGGGAUGUCUCCGAGAGCCGGGAUCGUCUCUGGCUAUACGGUACAUCCUGGUUGUGGAUGUUUGACCUAUCUCAAGACUUUCCUGCGCCCGAAGAGGCCGAAGCCGAGAACAAGGCCUCCGGCCAACUUGUCCAAGCCUCAAAACGCAAGCGCGACCUCCUCGACGAGGAAGAGAAAGACCGCAAGAAGUCUAACACCGGCGCUGGUGAUCGAAUCCCUCGUUCGCAGAUGGAUAUCCAUCUUGGAACCAAAGUCCGAAAGAUCGUCGGCAGCGACGAGUCCCAAGGCGAGUGGAUCUCGCUGGAUCAAGAGCGCCCCCGUGUUCCCGGUGAAGAUGACGAGUCUUACGAAUAUGACGAGGCCUCUGCGGCUGGUAAUGAGGCAACCCUUGCUCGUCUCCGUCGUGGAGACGGAGCAGCAGCUGCCGAGAACGGAACGGUUCAGAAGGGCAAAUCAGCUCCCGUUAAUGGACAGGGUGAUACACCGAAUAACCAGAUGGUAGUGGUUAAUGGUGCCUCGAACCAACCCCCACGGCGGUGGUGGCACACGUACAAAUACCGUGACAUUCUUGGAAUUGUGCCCCUCAAUGCCUUGGAUGGCGAGGAGACAGGAGAUGGUUUGGAGGUCGCGGUUGUUGAACGACCUUUGUGGGAUGUUGAGUUACCUGGAAAAUAUGUCAAGGAUUAUGAGUGA
This is a messenger RNA of Penicillium angulare, 2832 nucleotides long. It is a transcript of the gene ura7, whose product is annotated as small subunit rRNA maturation protein UTP4. The transcript is spliced from 3 exons. Gene Ontology annotation, cellular component: small-subunit processome; t-UTP complex; 90S preribosome. Gene Ontology annotation, biological process: maturation of SSU-rRNA from tricistronic rRNA transcript (SSU-rRNA, 5.8S rRNA, LSU-rRNA). The coding region runs from base 1 to 2832 and encodes 943 amino acids. NCBI's taxonomy places the organism in Eukaryota, Fungi, Ascomycota, Eurotiomycetes, Eurotiales, Aspergillaceae. Gene Ontology annotation, molecular function: protein binding; RNA binding. The record is from RefSeq and is a predicted model, not a curated record.